Messenger RNA from Bacidia gigantensis, 711 nucleotides. RefSeq lists its product as uncharacterized. The transcript has a single exon. The coding region runs from base 1 to 711 and encodes 236 amino acids. The record is from RefSeq and is a predicted model, not a curated record. NCBI's taxonomy places the organism in Eukaryota, Fungi, Ascomycota, Lecanoromycetes, Lecanorales, Ramalinaceae.
AUGGCACCUGCCAAAGACGAGCACACUUCCCCUCGCAAGUCCUCUAACCCAAGCAACAAACGUGUCUUGCCUUGGUUGGAAAACACGAAUGCAGGAGUAAAGAAAGGGCGACCUAAAACAGGACGCCCGAGACUAAAUAUUGGCCUGCAAUACAAAGCCAAAGCCAUUGCCAAGAAGAGAUCGACGGCGGCGGCCAGCGCAGAUACGAAGGGUCCGAAAGACUCAGCAAUGUCCCUCGCAGAUGAUGCUGCCGCCACUGCGACACUAGGCCUCGUCAACGGUAUCUAUGACGUCACUUACGCCUCUGCUGAACAAGAAUCAGCUACACAAGGAACUAAUCUACAUCUUGCGCUCGAUAGCCCUGCUGCUUGGGGAUCGUUCAUGUUCAAUUCAACCAUUGGUAUUCUAUACCUGCCGCGUCGCCCAUCUAAAGCAUCUGAAGAAGCUCUGGGAUUCGUCUGGCGUGGAAAUGAAAUCAAUGGGGCAACCAGAGAUAGGCAAAGUGGCGAUGGGUGGAUCCAGUUUCUAGGUGACGGUGUCAUCAAAGGGACAUUCAAUUUGGGUGGCUACGUAAAGUUCGAAGGGCUCAGGAGAGAAGAAUCCUCGGCACCGUCGCGCAAUGGACGAAGCAUGAGAGCAGAGUGGAAUACGUAUGCGCAUGAGCCCACUACAGCAGAGGUAUCAACAAAUAUAAUCGACCUCGAUCACUAG